CUUUCGAAUGACGUCACGCGCUCGACGUGUUGUUGUUGCCACAAGUUCACACGAAUGACGUACGAGACGCUCGGAGACGUUUAACGUGAAAUCCAUCAUUUUGUUGUUGAAAUAUUAACAAUACUGAAAAUAACUAGCGAUAUAGACACAAAAACCGUGCGCUACUUGCAUCAAAGAUGGCCGAUACGAGUUCAUAUUCUAUUGAAGAACGGCUUGUAGUGAGUGUAUGGGCUCAUGAAAGAUCAAAAACCAGAAAAACUAUGAAAGCUAUUCGAAAGGAUUUCUGUGAAAGAUUUAACAAAAAAGCUCCACCAAAAUGGACAAUACUGAAAUGGGAAUAUAAGCUGUUUUUCACAGGAUCAAUUUUAGACGAAACAAGGACUGGGAGACCUAAGAGAGAGGAGCAAUGUGCAGCAAUUGGUGAAUCACUUGAGAGCUCGCCCAAAAAGUCACCAAGAAAAAAAUCAUCUGAACUUGGCAUUCCAAAUACCACAAUGUUAAAGCACAUGAGAGAUGAUCUUAAGUUGAAAUCUUUCAAGCCUGUGUUUGUCAACGAGCUAAGUGAUGGUGACUUACAAAACAGAAGUGAAGCGUGUGCCCAGUUUCUUGAAGUUUUUGAGACGCUCCAACAAUGUGACUCUGAGAAUUCCCAGGGAAGGGGAGAAAAUAUGGCAAAUGAGGCGAAGCCAUGCCCCUGCGAGCUGGGAGACGUGAUGCCCUACAGCGGGAAGGGCCAGGAGGUGCGAGCUGGACAUGUGGACUCUUACCUAAGUGCGGCUCAGCCUGGUGCUAAUGGGGAAGCCUCGAUUCGGGGCCUCAUCAUCAUCCAGGACAUCUAUGGGUGGAAGCUGCCCAACACUCGCUUCAUCGCAGACUGGCUGGCAGGACAAGGAUACACGUGCAUCGUACCAGACUUUUUCCUGGGGAAGGAGCCUUGGAGCCCCAGCCACGACUGGAGUACUUUUCAAGAGUGGCUCAAGGACAAGCAGGCCACCAACAUCGGCACGGAGAUUGAUGCAGCCAUGGAUUACUUGAAGGAGUGUGGGGUGCAGCGGAUUGGGGUAUUGGGCUUCUGCUGGGGAGGACUGGCCGUCCAUCACCUGCUGCUCACAAACUCCGAGCUGCAAGCCGGUGUCUCCUGCUAUGGUAUCAUUAAGAUAGAGGAGUCCCGUUACGCACUCAAGAAUCCUGUAUUGUACAUCUUUGGAGAAAAUGACCCACUCAUUCCACUGGACACGGUGCAAUUGCUGGAGAAACGCCUGGUGGCUGAGUGCCAGGUGGACGUGCAGGUGAAGGUGUUUCCAGGACAGACGCACGGCUUCGUGCACCGCAAGCACGAGGACAUCAGUCCGGCCGACGAGCAGCACAUCAAGGAGGCACGCGCCGAUCUGCUCGCCUGGCUCAACAAAUACGUCUGACGUGCUCUCACUAAGUCAACGGUGGCGAUUUAGCCAUGGAGGUGACAUGGUUCAGCGGUAGCACAUUUGCAUAAGUUUGUGAUUUUAACCCAGCAGGUGUAAUAAGCAUAAAAUACGCACCAUCUGCUUUACAUUAAUUUGAAACGAGUAGGCCAUUGUGUGCUGGUUUAAUGGUCCAAAUUUAACAAAUGUGAAAAUCACCUACAAAUGACCAAAUUGGGAUUACACAUUGCAACAUCGCCGCCAACUGUGAAAUAAGAAUGGCACAGAUACCAGUUGUACUAAAUAAUAAAUUAUUGCCAAGUUGGUAACAUUUUUUAGUACAAGGAAAUAGCCCAAGUGCCUGAUUAUAUUUUCCAGUGUGCAUAAUGCAGGUAAUCGAUGAACUGGGAAAAUAGUGGUUAAUACAAAAUAACAUUUUAUUGCCUUUCCAAUCAAGGCUAUUGCUGUGCCAUAGAUACAUUGUUUACUUUGUGCCAACAAUAAAACAUCCUAUUUCUAAUAUUCCCACUCCUAAAAAGCUGCAUUGGCUAACAGUCUCCCCAUGCAAUCAUAAUAUUGUUUUGAAAUGCAAACUAAAAAGGUAACCAUUGCUUGCAAAAUCAUAUUUUGAAUACAUGUGCAGAAUAACAGUUUUGUAUAUUCUAUUGUUGUAUUCAUGCCUGAUUAACUUCAAUUAAAUACUACAGCAUAUAUGCAAAGCUUAAUUGUCUAUCUUGACAUUUGUCCAACAACAUACGUUUCAUUGUAUAGAGUCCAAUGAAUGCUGAACUUAUCUAAAUACUGUACUGAGAUGUUGCAUUUAAACACUACUGUACAUGAAUAAAAAUUGUAU
Molecule: messenger RNA, 2253 nt
Organism: Lethenteron reissneri (Far Eastern brook lamprey)
Lineage: Eukaryota; Metazoa; Chordata; Hyperoartia; Petromyzontiformes; Petromyzontidae
Product: carboxymethylenebutenolidase homolog
Molecular function (GO): hydrolase activity
Source: RefSeq, a predicted model, not a curated record